CUGCCGAGUUGUUCUCAUACCUCAAGCUGCAACGGCAGCUGUCUUUGUCUCUGAGAACCGUUGGCAGCAGCGAUAUAUGCACCGCUGUCUGGGAAGACCUGCGCAUCUGACAUGGAGGUUCUUUCGCCACGAUCAGCAAAUCUUCCGAUGGGCCCUCCAAAAGCCACGAGGAAGCCCAAAGUCGACUCCAAGCCAAAGCCAGACGUCAAACUUACCAAUCCCGAUCGCAUCGACGACAGAUGGAGACCUCCGCCUUCAAUAACAGAACCGGGCUCGUCGCCGGAGACCUAUAUAAUGGGCAAGAAGCUAGGAAAAGGAGGGUUCGCAGUUUGUUUCGAGGGAAAAUCAAAAACAACAUUCGAAGUAUUUGCUCUCAAGGUCGUCAAAGCAAAGGUUGAGCAGAAAAAGAUGAUGGAGAAGUUCCGAACUGAGCUUCAAAUCCAUGCCAAAAUGCACCAUCCAAACAUUGUCGAAUUCCUUCGUGCGUUCACCAUCGACGAACACACCUAUGUGGUCCUUCAGAUGUGCCCCAAUGGGAGUCUUACGGAAAUGGUCAAAGCUCGCUCCUGUCUCAGUCUACCUGAAGUGCGCCGGUACAUGAUCCAGAUUUGUGGAGGAGUGAAAUACAUGCACAAGCGAUCCGUUAUUCAUCGAGAUCUGAAAAUGGGCAAUAUUUUCCUGGACGCCCGAAUGAAUAUCAAGAUUGGAGACUUUGGAUUGGCUGCCGUUAUGGCAGAUGAGCAUGAUCGUCGGACAACACUAUGCGGUACCCCAAACUACAUCGCUCCAGAAAUUUUGAGCAAAUCAGGCAACCGUGGCCAUGACAACAAGGUUGAUACCUGGGCCAUUGGGGUGAUAUGUUAUGCCAUGCUCAUGGGCACUCCUCCCUUCCAGUCAAAGACACAACAGGAGAUUUACACUAAACUGAGGACGCUGGAAUACGAGUGGAGGAUCGACAGUAAGAAUUACAUUCCUCAACAAGCAAAGGAUUUUGUGGCUUCAUGUCUAAACCUCAACUCUGCUGAAAGACCGGAGAUGGAUGAACUUGUUGAGCAUGAUUUCUUCACCAUGGGAGCGAUUGCAGACGAAUUGGACACUUCUUGUCUAAGAGCGAAUCCAAUAUGGCUGGAAAAUGCCGACCCUCGCGGCGACAAAGUACAAUCAGGCUACGGGAUCAGUCACAGCAGAAUAUGCCGUGAAUGUGGCAUAGGCAUUGGUUCUGACGGUCGACCUCGCGCGGGAGUCGGCACUGGUUUGAACAUAUCGACACUGGUGGAAAUUGAGGCCGAAAAUAGAGAAGGGUGUGCACCAGUUGUCCCCUUACCACCAGGGACUCUGUAUAAACAGUUCUCAGACGCUCACGCUGAAUGGACAGCACGGCAGAAGCAUCCACUCCUUACAACACGCGUCCGCAGUCGGAAGCCUAUUUCAGAACAACCAGAACUGCUCCCUUCGAGAAUCGCCGAAGCCCAGCCAGAGGUAUUGCCAGUGGUGGCGCCCAUCGCUUCUUUACCACAGGCAAGUGCGACAUCUAGACAGUUUCAAAGCUUCGCGGCACAGCAAAGGCAGCAAGCACUGCCUUCAGGCGCAAUCCGAAGAGCUCCUAUUCCCCCUCAAGAAGAUAUGCCCAGGCCAGAACCACCGCAAAUUGUUGAGCUUCCUCUUCAACCUCUGUUGAGAGAACGGCCUAUACGAGCUGCCACCAUCCGUACAACGAGAAGCGCGGCUUUGCGAGAUCCAGUUCCCCAGAUGUCCAGGACACUACCGAGAUCGACGACUGCGCCUGACGGAAUAAAUGAGAUGAUGAAACAAGAACUGAGCCAGACCAGACCGCAGGUUCGGAGAAUCAAAAGCGGGAUUUCCACGACCACCUCGAACCCUGAGAGCCAACCAGCGAAGAGUAAUUCACGUUCGGUUGUGGUAACAGAUGGUACAACUACUCGCCCGAAGUCCUCCUCUCCUGAAUCGGCAGGGUCAACGGGAGACGUGCCUUCUCAUGUGCUACAGCCCACCAGUGGAAAUGACAGGCAAAGAGUGUCAGGGAUGGCAGAGAAGCAGAGACAAGCCAGCAACGAACAGAGACCACGGGCACGAUCGACGACGGACCGCGCCCACACAGUGUCUCUUCCGCAACAUCAACCUAGGAUUAUCGCGAGAACAGACCGCGCUACAUCGGUCCCUCAGUCUUCCAAUCUCGAUGUUCUCAACUCCCUGCAAAGCCUCCACAGGGCUCUUGACCAGCGAAUAUUUGAUGAGGCAGGAAGGCGCCCAAGAUCAGCGUACGGCACAAGAAAGGUCCGGACUCGGUCCACAUACCCUCGGGUUGACAAAUGGGUAGACUAUUCCACCCGGCAUGGUAUAGCAUAUAUCCUCUCCGAUGGCACGGUUGGCAUGAUUUUGAAAUCGGCGGAAGACAACUCUUUGCCGAGUAGCUGUGUGGUCGUGCGCAAUGCGAGCAGCCACACAAUCCGGCGGGCCAAAGGCCUUGAGUAUCAAUUUGUGCCUCAAGGUGCCAAUGCCGCGGACGUCGAAUUCUAUGAGCAGAGCGACUAUGAGACAGGGAUGAAACGGCUGGACGUCCCUGCCCGAAGAUUCCUGCUCGACCUUGCAGCACACCCAAAUCAAGUCGCCGCAGCCAACGCCAUUCAGAGUCGCUUAGAGGGCAGUGAGGCUGAGCGGAUGAAGGAGGUCGCGCUUUUGGACAAGUUUGGGAAAUACAUGAACAAACAGGGGAGGCAUGACGACUCGACCAGUGGGAGGGCGGCAGGCAAGAGCGAGCGCUUUGUGCACUUCUACCAACGAGUGGGAAAUGUUGGUGUCUGGAGAUUCGCAGAUGGCGGAUUGCAGUUCAACUUUCCCGACCAUACCAAGAUCACCAUCUACAGGCCGGCUGCGGAGGAGGAUGGCGAGGAUGGCCAGUACCGAGUCAAUUGCGUGUAUCUCAUGCCAACUGACGCCAUUGGACUUGCAAGCCACGGCGGACUAAGCGGGGAGGCCAUGGAACGUCGCGACGAAUUGAGCUUGCCAUUGGAAGAUAUCAUGAGCGAUACGCUACGUCGCUCGGAGAUGGAGAUUGUGCGCACCAACGAGAUCAAGGAGAAGCUCUGCUGGGCUCGCGCCGUCAUCGGAUGCUGGAUCAAAGAGGGCGGACUGGGCAAGAUGGGAGAAGAGAGGUUAGGCUGGAGCGGGUUACAAGAACGACGCGAUGACAAGAGGAUCAAGCUGCAGUGGGUGACGGUCGGGAGGUUUGGAGGCGAUGGCGACGGCCACGGGGCGAGCAAAGUUGGAAACAAGCAUUGAGCGGAGGUGUUUGGUGGUUUUGUUCAUGGGCUCAUCAAGCAAGCGUUGGUGUUUGGAGAGAGCGAGCAUGGAGCAUAGGGCAUAGCAUCCAGCAUCGAGUAUCGUACCGUCGGACUUACGAUGAUAUGCAAUAGAUCAAUCAUUACAUGGCUUGAUGGCUG
Molecule: messenger RNA, 3461 nt
Organism: Cladophialophora immunda
Lineage: Eukaryota; Fungi; Ascomycota; Eurotiomycetes; Chaetothyriales; Herpotrichiellaceae
Exons: 1
Coding region: 112-3300 (1062 amino acids)
Biological process (GO): regulation of protein localization to mitotic spindle pole body; regulation of cytokinesis; protein phosphorylation
Cellular component (GO): cytoplasm; nucleus; spindle pole body
Molecular function (GO): protein binding; protein kinase activity; ATP binding
Source: RefSeq, a predicted model, not a curated record